Syzygium oleosum is the source of this 913-nucleotide messenger RNA. RefSeq lists its product as uncharacterized. The record is from RefSeq and is a predicted model, not a curated record. NCBI's taxonomy places the organism in Eukaryota, Viridiplantae, Streptophyta, Magnoliopsida, Myrtales, Myrtaceae. The transcript has 3 exons. The coding region runs from base 96 to 662 and encodes 188 amino acids.
GAAUAAAGUGACACAAAGCCCAAAAGACAAGCCACGUCUCUCUUUCUUUCUCUCUCUCUCUCUCUCUCGUCUUGCUCACGCACACUCACUGAAACAUGCAGAGACAGUCCCUGGGCUCCCCGGCCUCCAAGCUCCACGGCCAUGGCGCUUCCUCCUCCGCCCUGUCUUCGGCCAAGGACGACGCCCUCGUCGUGGACGACUCCUCCUCCUCCUCCUCCGCCUCCAAGCGGAGAGACUCCUUCCUCUCGUCCGCUUCCCUCCUCCUCCCUCACUACGAUGACGACAAGUCCUCCAGGCCUCACCGGCUGUCCCUCGCGGCGGCGUCGUCGUCUUCCUCGUCGUCUUCCUCUUCUGCUUCCGCACUGUCGCCUCGUAAGCCGGAGAAGCUCAUCCACCUCAUCCCUCUCCUCACUCUCUUCUGCUUCCUCGUCCUCUACCUCUGCUCCCACAGUCCCUCUCAGACCGAUCUGGCUCAGUUCAGCGGGUUCAAGCGACCGGCGAAGCAAAUAGUCGCUACCGACAUUGACGAGAUCAGCCGGUUCAGCGAGGUCCGCAGGGGCGACGCGCUGGCGAUUCGGAGCCGGAGGAGCUUGCGAGAGGUCGGGAGGCGAUCGCAGCCGCAGAGAUCUCGCGCCGUUCACCGGAAAUUCGCCGAUUUCUAGAGGUCCCCCCCCCCUCCCCUCCCAGCACCGCCGCCGUUCUCCUCCUCCGGUUCCGUUCUCGGCUUCAUCCAUCCAUCCAUCCAUCAUCAUUAUCUAUUUUUUCCAUGUUUAUACGACAAAUCUGGCAGUGAUUAUUCUAUAUGUUUUUGUUCGUAACGCCAUAGUUUGAUUGCCUUCCAUUUUUGUACAUUGAAGUUUCCAUUUCCGAUGAUGCUUAUCGGCUACCGCCUUCCCUCAUUGAGUUCUCUGAA